AAAAAAUAUUGGUUUUCGAUUCUUACUGGGCAUUUGGAGGUGGAUGCUACAUCUAGAAGGUUCUUUUCGCAGCAGAAUAUAAGGACAGAACAAGCAACCUCCUGGCUCCUCGAUAUCUGGCCAAACUUGGUUCAAUGAAGGUGUACAAUAAAAUCUACUUUUAGCUUUAGCAGAAGAUCACAAACUAUCAUGAUACGGAAAUCAUGCCAGGGAUAUCGUAGUUUCCCCGCUAUAUGCCGCGGGGGCCUCGUCGGAGGACCCUUUGCCGGUUCUGAAUGCGCUUUGGCGCCACAUGGCUCGUACGCACCCUAGUUCUGGGAACGGCCAACAUUGUAGAGCACACGUGAAUACACGUGAGUAGACGAGAAUCGGAAAAACGUUCCUCAAGCACUACUGCAAGGCUCAGUCGGCGUCGUGUGUGCCUGAACGUAGCCGUUACGCAUUGGGAUUACGGUCACCAACACCGAAAACAGCCGUAGCAAAUAAAGCGAAACUUGUGGAAAGCGCUUCAAUCCGUUAUACCCGCAUAGUCGACAUCAUCCCCUCGGCGACGCUUUCUCCCAUCAACCGCGUGAUUCUUCAAUCGAGGGAGAAAAAUAGUACUUAUAGGAGUAAUAGUUGCUGCUCUACUAAGUACUAGUAGUGGUGGUCCGCCUAGGGCUGUCACAGCUCUUGCCGACGAUACACCCCAUUUCGCAACGCACAAGAAAGGUUCCUUCGUUUCCUCAGAGCGGAAUUCGAUUUCGAACCGAAUCUACACCCCUCUGAUUCGCCUUCGAAAAUCCAUUAAAAGCGUACCUCCUGGCAGGAACAGGGAAGAUAUGCGAAGAAGCCCAGGUCGUCACGCACAAGAUCGAAGCACUUGUACACGCGACCAGGAAAUACAACUGAUUCGAAUUUAAUUGUGAACUCGACCCGGUUUAGAAAAAGUACACUUUCGAAAAUCACUCCUUAGAACUAAAAGAAGACCAAGAACUACUAGAAGAGCCACUUCUUGUUCGUGGUCAACAAUAACAAGAAUACGUCAACGUCAUCAUCUACUGGAGGAGUAACCCCCCGACAAGAAUAGGAGCAAGAUGUCGCGUACAGUGGUAAGAGAGACACGGUCCUUGGACCACAUGUACGACCCGACAUUUGUGAGCGCAGCUCCUGUCGAUCACAAUAAGCUUACGAUGAAGGCCCUGUCCACAAACUAUGAGCGGGUACUACACGAACACGACAAUUUGAGGUGUGACGUAAGGAGGUAUAUCAGUACUUCUUGACUGGAAGCCUUUCCUCGAGUGCAACGGCAAAACAAUUACUCAUUGUUCACCAACUGCAAAGUAACUCCCCUAUUUUUUAAUUCCACCUCAAGGUACCAGAAGCUGCAAAUUAUUUCUCAGAGCUGAAAAACUAUCCUCGGGCAACAUUGCGGCCUGCGAAAGGAAAGGACAACUUCAUACCGAAAUAUGUUGAUCCAUCAUGGGUACUCCUUUAAUACAUCUUCGAUCGGAUUCAUCUCAAACUUCUUCUGACAUAUUCUAAUUUUUGUCUUUCGCAUUCAUUGUGGAUAUUUACUGAUGCGACUCUAUGAUGACAUUGAUGACAGAAAACCCCAAUCACUGACUCAUUGUUUGAAGUAGAUUUUUUCCUGUUCAUUCACCACGACCCAGCAUCCGAACACGGAGGCCGAUUCCGCUGCGACCAUGGUUCAUGGCGCAGAUAGGUUUAAGUAUGAUAGACGGCCACUAGUAAAGAUGGGAGCUUUUGCUUCGGGCCCCGGACCGCAGCUUGUCAUGUACUUCGCGCUCAUUCCAAAAUUAGUUCUGUUUUUAUUUCGCAUUAGAUUCUCGGAAUCUGUUUCUUGCGUUUCUUCCUCAGCUUCCAUGACAUUGCUCAUGACUAUCUUUCGCAUUAAUUUUUGUUCUCACCAAAGAUAUCGAAUUUAUAAAUCCCUGAAUUUCAUCAACAACUUGGUCGAGCGGUGUAAGAACAUUGACAGGUAUGAUAUGCAGCGGACCGGGCAGACUGAGUACAGGCGGCCGACCCAGCAGGUGUUGAUAUCAGAUGUUAUGGCUGCUCUGUUUCCAAUGAUAAUUCUCUGAAAGCUUUUAUUCCCACAUUAAUCCUUAGCUUACCCCAAGUAGUUUAUAAUCUACAAUACUUCUGAUAACAAGAACUUCGACGGUUUAUUUGAUAGACACUUUGAUGACUGCUCGUGUGUUCUGUGCGACUUUCCCCUCGCGUCAAAAACUUUCUUGUAUAUUGGCUUCGCGUAACCAUAAUCGUAGACUCCCCAGCUCCUCUAAUGACAGUCCAACGCGAACAGUAGGGACACAGUCGAUGUAUCGAGAGAGCGAGGCGCAAACCGUGCCGUACACUCCAGAUUUUGUUGCGACAACACCUGCGCCGGAAAUUCUGACCUUACAAAACUUGACCUUCGAUAAUGGCUUGCCAGCCACCCUUUUCGAAGUGAAGAUCAUAGAGCGAACAAGGCAAAAACGAAUAUUCGAGCAGAUGCUUCCACCAACAACGGAUGAAUUCUCGCUCGCAGUACUUCUUUUUUUUACUGUUUUGUGGAAGCAUAACUAAGGAUCGACAACGAUAUAUUUUCUCUUUUUGUAUUCCUACUCCGUGUACUUUGUGGUGCUAGAGCCGGGAUAGAACUGACUUGCCACCCUUGCGUGUCGGUUUGAGUUGCACUUACUCAUUUCAUUCCUGUUUCCACCCAGGUUCGUGCGCAGCUACUGGAGCAACAAGAAUUCAAGGAGUGGGCAGAAAGAGAGCGGCAGAUAGUUUCUUUGCAGGAAAGGCGUCUAGCGAUGGUUAAGGAGCUCAUUGCCGAGAGGGAAAUGAAUAGAAAAGUAAGAAGAGGCUUUUUCCAUAUUACGUGGGUGCUGUACACAAUGUAUCAUGUAGAUGGUCAAUAUGCCGGCUAUAUUUAAUUAAGCGAUAUUCAUCUGAUUCGCAUGUCAUUGCCCAUCUCUCAUUGUAGCUUCAACAUACUACAUGCUGGAGGAAUCUCCUUUCAUUCAUCCCACUCUGCACCAGGUGACGAACGACGCAAAGAUUGACCGGCUGCGGGUGAAGAAGGCAGAGGAAAAAGACAGGCUUUUCGCCUCAACACAGUACAAAAAGAUCAAACUUCUUAGGAAGAUGUUUUCUGCGCGAGUGACUGCCCUGUCUCGGAAUACAAGACCCGAAGCGCAUGGACAAACUGUUGCGAAAUAUCAAGACAGAGCGUCAUCAGUUUACGCUCCUCUGACUCGGUACGGCAGUAUACCGGACACGCAUACAGGAAAUAUAGAGGUACUACGAUCUACUUCCAAUUUUUUACACAUUCUACAAGUUCAAGUUCAAAAAAUUCUAGAGGUAGCGAUGCAUGGAUCUUCUAUUUGUUGAUGGAGAAGACUACCUAGGUUUAUUUUCUGAUUGUCGAACAUCCGAAUACCACACGACCACGACAAGUGACGCGAUCUCUUUUAAUCCACAUCCUUGUCAAGAUUCAACCGGCGGAUCUGAAGUCGUAUUCAAAGCUUCUGCAGCUUGAGCGCACCCUUCCAGCAAGCGUUUUCUUACCGGGAGAGAUACGGCAGGAAACGCUAAUUCCUGAAAUCAAGAGGCAAGAUGUGCCAAUAGUAAAUGCCUUGAACGAGGCUAUGCAAGGCAUGAACGCCGAGUCGGAAAGGAGAAGGAUGGGAGAUAUGCAACCAAUGGGAGACAGUAUUACUACUAGCUUGGAGCGUCCGAUAACAUCCCUCCCACUAGGAUCCCCCUCCUCCCCAAAGUAAGAAACUAAGCAAGGCAAAGAUGUAAGCGAUAUGCGUUUUCAAAUUUCGAAAAUUUUCCACGUUUUGCCAUCGUUUGAGGAUUGAAUCUCGUGCGUUUGAAGUCAAGGGCUAAGAUCCCGCAGCUAACUUUUUGACUUUAAGCCCUUCCGCUGAAAUUCAACUUCUUGGAUUUGCAUUCUUCAAAUUUCGAAAAUUCUCCACGUUUUGUUGGCGUGUUGGGAUUGAAUUUUGUGCGUUUGAAGCGCUAAAGUCCCAAAAUUUUUGACUUUCAGCCCUUUCCCGGAGAUUCAGUCUCUUGGAUUUGCAUUUUCAAACUUCGAAAAUUUUCCACAUUUUGUCGGCGUUUUGGGGUUGAAUUCUGUGCGUUUGAAGUGCUAAAGUCCCAAAAUUUUCGAUUUUAAGCCCUUUCCCUGGGAUUCAAUCCUUUGGCUUCGCGUUUUUCCAAUUUCGACAAUUUUCCACGUUUUUCGUCGUUUUGGGAGUGAAUCCCGUGAGUUUGAAGAGCUAAGAUCCCAAAAUUUUUGAUUUUAAGCCCUCUCUCUCUGGAAUUUAAUGCCUUGGCUUCGCGUUUUUCAAAUUUCGAAAAUUUUCCACAUUUUGUCGCUGUUUUGGGGUUGAGUCUCGUGAGUUUGAAGCGUUGAGAUCCCAAAAUUUUUGAUUUUAAGCCCCUUCCCUGAGAUUCAGCCGCUUGGCUCCGCGUUUUUCAAAUUUCGAAAGUUUUCCACCUUUUUCGUCAUUUUGAGAGUGAAUCUUUUGACUUUGAAAGGCUAAGAUCCCAAAGUUUUUGAUUUUAAGCCCUUUCCCUGAAAUUUAAUUCCUUGGAUUCGCGUUCUCAAAUUUCGAAAAUUUUCCACGUUUUGUCGUCGUUUUGAGAUUGAGUCUCGUGAGUUUGAAGCGCUAAGAUCCUAAAAUUUUUGAUUUUAAGCCCUUUCCCCCGAAAUUUUUGAUUUUAAGCCCUUUCCUCCGGAAUUCAAUUCCAUUGCUUCGUGGUUUCAUGGUUUCGGGGUUGGUUUCCUGGUUUCGCGGUUUCGUGGUUUCGUGGUGUGGUUUCAUGGUUUCCUGGUUUCGUGGGUUCAUGGGUUUGGGGUUUGUUUGUUUUUGUGUCGGAGGUUUUGGGUUCGGGUGUUGGAGGUUUUGGGUUUGGGUGAUGAAUUGAGGUUUCCGAAGGGAAGUGUUUGCAAAGUUUUAUUGCUCUUAAUAUUUUUCUACUGGCAAGGCUAGUCCUGCUUGUCCUUAAUAAGUAACCGCAAGAGUCUAGUCCUUUCGCAUUAUGGUUUCGCACUGAUCAAGAACCUACGCUUCAGACCCAAGUCCACCCAGGAACCUCUGAUGUUUUGUUUAGCUUGAUGAAGAUCCUUGAGUAAGUAGAUGGACGGCCUCGUCCAAUGAGGAACAUCAUGAUGCUAAGCAGAUGAAAGAAUGAAUAGUUAAAUAGCUUCACCACAAUUUUCACCCUCACCCCUGCAGCUGCAGCAUUCAAAAGCCCGCAUCACGAGUCCAGUCCUAAGAGGAAAAACAAAGAAAGCGCAGGUCUUGAGGAACAGGCACCAGAGGACGAAGAGAAGAUGCAAGCGCUGCUACUGCUGCAACGCAUCCUUCGGGGUCGGGCCAUCCAGAAUAGGAUGUUUGAAGGCAAGGAGAAGCGUCUAGACUUAAUAGAGGAGCUGCGAGCAGCGGAAAUGAUGAUGGCCUCAGAGAGACCGGAGGACAAAGAAGCCAAAGAAGCGCUGCAGGCAAAGAUCAUGGAGGAAGACGCGGAGGAUCAAAUAAUUGGAUCCGUUGUGUCCAAAGCAUUAGACGAUCUUUCAAAGGAGCUCGAGAGGUACUUACUGUUACUACGACAACUACAAUUUUCCUUCUUGUUCUUUCUAUUUAGAAGAAUGUAAAUGAGGUAUAACUACAACUGCUUAAGAACUUUAACCUUGUCCUUGCUGAAGAUGGCGAACAAAUGUUUGAAACUGAACAAGAUUAAUAAUCAAGAAGUAGAGUUUCUUUUUCUUACACUCAAUGAACACAACGAACAUCAGAGUCCAAGAGCUGCGUCGCAUCGACGCUAUGAUGAAGCUAGCGGAGCGGGAAAGGCGUAUGCGCCAGGCCUCCGAAGGAGGUCGACGGCAAGCGGAGGAGCGACUGCGUGCGCGCGAGGACGAGAUAUUCCGACAGUUAAGGCUGCUUCCACAUAGCCGUUGGUUUGUAUCAGACCCAAGGGAUUCACUCAAAUCCUAGCUUCAUCUUAUUUUGGUUCUCCAGUAUAGAAUGAUAUCCGCAAGAAUCUUGAAGAUGCUUCCAAAGAGAGGGAAGAUACAAUGUUGAACCCGAUGGGGGUCGCUCUAAAACAGGUGAUGAAAGAUGUGCACCAGGGCACUGUAGACUCGUAUCUGGAGGAUAUCUUGACCAACGCUGUGGAGACAACAGCACGCGAGAACGCCAUGGCCGAAGCAAAGGCCCAAGCAGCCAAGAUCAACGAUGUUGUAGAUUCGCUAGACAAAGAGCCCGAGGCUUGCGUGCGUGAGCUCGUUGGCUCCUUCAUUGUCCCGCAUGCGCAGCGAGAAAUCAUCCAGAGGAGGUAUUCCCGAUAUUUUUUAAUGCUGUGGCAACGAGUCCUAAGAGAGAGUUGCUUCGAGCAACCUAGAAGUAGAUCUAGGUGAAAGAACCACAAUCAGUAUCAUGACAAUGACUUCUACUGAUGAUGAAGAGGCUGAGGUUUUUUUUUACAGGCACGACGUACUUUGUUGCAAGAAUUUAGCACUUUAACCUCAUUCAGGAUUACGCUUGAGUCGAAACGAUUUAUCGACGCCGCGCGUGAUUCGCUGGACACGACAAUGGGCACUGUUGAAAACGAACUGCGCGCCCGUGAACUCAAAAAAGAUGAGUAAACAAGUGAAGCGGAACAAUACUCCGGGCGGCGCGAUCGUGAUAAGCGACAGAGGCGUAACGAGGAAGUCAUCAUGAUUACAAGUGCCGCGACGGCGGUUUUUAUUAGCAACAACCAAAUUAACAUAGUAAAAAGACUACUUACUAGUACUCUUGAAGUUGAAGUUGAAACCUAUACCUAAAUCAAUCAAUUAUGUUUAUGUUUGUCUCGUACGGUUGUCUCUCCACUAACUAGAUCAAUUUCUAACUGCUAGCUAAACAGCGCAAAAGCUUAAUUCGUCUCAAAAGUGUCUGAUUACGGUGAUCUCGUCUGCCGAAAUAUCAUCUCUCGAAAUGACGGCGGCAGUGAGAUAGAUGAGGGUGGAUUGUUCUACAUUGAAGUUGCGAUUAAUUCUUGGAUUUGAUAGUGCAGUUGCGGAUAUCCAAGGGUACAUCUAGUGAAGUUUUGUCAGAGUUUUUCAUAAGAAUGCCUCGGCUCACCGGUUGUAGCUGCUAGGUUCAUAAAUUUCUCGAGCAUAUAUGUCCGUUUGUCGAGCUGCAAAAACAAGCUCUACGAUUGUAAAGCUCAAAAUUAGCUGUACUGCAAAACGAUUUCCAUCUUCUUUUUACAAUACUUAUCAAGGACAAAUAAACUCGUUGAUACCUCCUUCCUAAAUUAAUAAACUUGAUAGUUAAGUACUUACUAGAAGAUGGAAACAAAAGCAGGUAGCGGAAGCGGUAGUCAUCGCAGUAGGAAUGGCGAUCGGACGAGAGGGGGUCGAGGAGAUGAUUCCAAAGCCUUGCUCUCUCCAUGUGGCCGCCUGACUAGACGGAUACGCUCUAUAAGCGUGGACGGAGGAGUCGGAAUCUCAUCUUCUACCUUACUUGUUUUCGACCAUUGACAGUAACACAUGAAGACUUCUCAAAAGCGGAUCAUGUCGUACACGAAGCACAUGUUUGAAAUGAAUGAAAAACUACAUGACGCUACGAAUGAGAGACAUAUAAUAAUAUUUAGCGGUUGACAAACAGUUACGCGACUCCUUGUGAAGACUCGGGUAAGGAUCGUUAUCGGAAAAAGUUGCGAAAACCAUAACGAGGAGGAAAGCAGCAUCGAUGUCGUACUCGUCGUUGAUUUUGCACUGACAAUGAGGAACAAGAGCACUGACAUUCGGCUUGCGAAGGUUCGCGCAUACGAGGAUUCUGAGGAGGCACUUUUCAGCGUAUAGAACAGAAACAGUCAGCACUUAUAUUUAAAUAAUAUAUGUACCAGGGAGGGAGGCCCCCCCCUGUGGAUGGAUCUGGGGUGGACCCCGCCAGAGGGGUCCAGCCUUGCCACCUUAUUGGCCAGG
Messenger RNA from Amoebophrya sp. A25, 7972 nucleotides. NCBI's taxonomy places the organism in Eukaryota, Dinophyceae, Syndiniales, Amoebophryaceae. The record is from the annotation of a GenBank genome assembly.